Messenger RNA from Camelina sativa (false flax), 750 nucleotides. The record is from RefSeq and is a predicted model, not a curated record. NCBI's taxonomy places the organism in Eukaryota, Viridiplantae, Streptophyta, Magnoliopsida, Brassicales, Brassicaceae.
AUGAGUUGCCCAAAGGUUUACCACCGAUCCGAGGCAUCGAACAUCAGAUCGAUAUCGUGCCCGGAGCCCAACUACCGAACCGGCCCGCGUAUCGAGUCAACCCGGAGGGCGAAAGAGUUGGAGCGCCAAGUGUCAGAGCUCAUGUCCCCGGGUUACGUCCGAGAGAGUUUGAGCCCGCGCGCCGUCCCUGUUCUGCUCGUGCCUAAGAAGGACGGUUCGUGGCGUAUGUGCGUCGACUGUCAAGCGGUCAACAACAUCACCAUCAAGUAUCGGCACCCAAUACCGAGGCUGGACGAUAUGUUGGACGAGCUAAGCGGAUCAAGCGUCUUCUCAAAGAUCGAUCUUAAGAGCGGUUAUCACCAAGUCCGAAUGAAGGAGGGUGAUGAGUGGAAAACCGCAUUCAAAACCAAGCAAGGUUUGUAUAAAUGGUUGGUAAUGCAUUUCGGUUUAUCUAAUGUUCCCUCUACCUUUAUGAGACUUAUGAACCAUGUUUUGAGAGCUUACAUUAACAAAUUUGUUGUGGUUUACUUUGAUGACAUUCUCGUGUAUAGCUCGUGUUUAUCGGAUCAUGUUAUGCACCUUGAAUCUGUAUUGAUUACUCUCCGCGAAGAGCAAUUGUACGCCAACUUGAAAAAGGCCUCAAGGUGGAUGGAGAGAAGAUACAAGCUAUACAAGAGUGGCCCACGCCCACCAGUGUGUCGCACAUUCGAUCGUUCCAUGGCCUCGCCAGCUUCUAUCGGCGGUUCGUGA